Folsomia candida is the source of this 2271-nucleotide messenger RNA. RefSeq lists its product as uncharacterized. NCBI's taxonomy places the organism in Eukaryota, Metazoa, Arthropoda, Collembola, Entomobryomorpha, Isotomidae. The record is from RefSeq and is a predicted model, not a curated record. The coding region runs from base 103 to 1647 and encodes 514 amino acids. The transcript has 2 exons.
UGUUUUAAUAAAAUUUUGAAGGAAGGUUUUUCAGAAAUUUAAUUUGUAUUAACCUUCAGCCUGUUAACUGUUUAAUUUUGCUGCUUUGGAGUUCACAUUGAUAUGGAGAAUUCUACCGAGAUUUGGCACCUAAUUUCUCACCUGCCCGAGGUAAUUCACAAAAUUUUGGAAUUCCAGCCCCAUCCCGACUUGGAAUCCGCCUGUUUGGUCAACUCCACGUGGGAGGAGGAAGCCCUGAAGCAUCUUCUGGCCCGAAAUCCGGUUCAUAUCCAUCCUCGCAACGUCACUGACCCCUCCGAUGUCCUUCAUCCCCUGAGGAUGCUGUUCCCCUCUUACGUCCGAAUAUUCUCACAGGAGGCGAACAACCUGGAUUCUUUAAUAGACCUUUUCAACACGAGAAAUUUUAAAAACGUUACAAAAUUAUGGGUUGAUUUUCCCCUAGAAAAGAAUUUGCGACACGUGGCAUGCAAUUUGGUAAAAAUCCUGGGGAAUGAAUCCUUCAAAAAUUUGAAAUCUUUAAAAUUGCAGCCGACCAUGACCACUUAUGGUGCAAGUUUUUCUUCCGAGGUAAAAUGGAUGGACUUAUUUCCCGAAAACGUUCCCCUCCUGGGAAGAAAAUUGGCCAAGCUGACCAUUGAUUUGACUUAUUUGUUCCCUCCAUUUUUUAGGGGGAAGUUACGUAGAAUUGUCUCCUUGGUGACACGAAUUCUCUGGGUUUUUAGGCACGUGACCCAUCUCAAUUUAUCCGCUGUGCCGGGUGGAAUUUUUGACAGGAAAGGUGUGACAUUACCCCACCUGAGGGUAGUAUCAAUGAUAAAAAUCAGUCAGCUGGAUUAUUUCUACACAAAAAACGAAAAGAUUAUGAAGUUCUACAGAUUGAAUUUGCCGCUUAGCUCAAAUUUUGAAAAUGUGACGAGGUAUGAGUUUAACGUUCUCUCUUUUGACAGUGUCGAUCAGUUCGAGUUGUUUCGUCUACUCGCCCCGCAGUUGGAGCAGGUUUGCAUCUCCUCAGUGAAAAGUAGUGCCCCGAAAAAACUCUCCGCUCACGUGGUCCCGAUUCUCCCACGGUUGAAGGCUUUUGAAGUUUCGCGAGACCAAAGAAUGACCUACAGGGGACGUAGCCCGGGGGAAAGCUGGUUUCGACCAGAGCUUUGCUUGGAAUUUGAGAGUGGCGGGGAUUCGGUCAAGUUGGUAUAUGCGAGACAGUUCCCGGUUCAUGAGAAGUUAAGGGUGCAUGUGGUCCCGGGAUCCUGGAAAAACUCGGAUGAACAAAAUUUGGACUUUGAGGCGACCAUGCUUUUUUUGUGUGAAAACUUUUUGGCGGAGGGGGUAGAACCGUGUGAGACAUUGAGGAAUUUGGAUAUUUCGUUCCCCCCGGGGGGAAAUGUGGGCAGUAUGGAAAUGAUUAAGCGGUGUGGGUGUAAAGAGGGUAAUUGCCAGUGUUGGGGGUGGAAGGAAGAAAUUACCGAUUUUUAUGAGAGAAUUGCCACAAUAUUUCCGAAUCUUGGCUACGACGUGGUCGAAAUGGGAAGGAAGAAUGUUAGAGUAGCGAGGAUACAGAAGGUUAAGGAGAUGGGGAUGAAAUGGGGGAUAUUUAGGGGGGACCAAGAUUUUGAAAAGAUAUUGGGAUUCGAUAAGGCAGAAUAGGAACUUCAUAGGGAAAAUUAUGGUCAAAAUUUGGUUGAAUGAGUUCUGGAUUUUAUGUUGAAUUCAAGUUAAAAAUUUUAUUACGUAGCUCUAACAAUUUUACGAAAGUCUUGCUAAUAACCAUUUUCCAGUUAUUACACAUGUAAAUGACCAACUAACAUGCAUUUAGCUGUAGUUUUAAAUAGGAACUCUGAUUUGCGAGGAUAUUUAUAUUUAAGUUUACUAAUAUUUAUUUACAUUUUUGUGUAGCUGUAUUUUCUACACUCUAAAGAAAGUUGUAGAAAAUUUCUGCAAAGUUGUGUAAAAUUUUGUCCAAGGUUGGGGAAAAAAGAGGAUGACACAACCGUUGGGCAAAUUUUACUCAACCUGGUUGAGUACAUAAUCCUUUUACAUAACUUUGAGAAGAAAUUAGCUCCAUAAGUUGUGGAAUUUUUACUCAACUAAGAACUUAACUUGAUUAAAAUACACUCUUGAGAUUGUUAAAACGUACCCUUUAUUUUUUAUAAUGUUUACUCAUUUUACACUUAUAAAUACUGCAUAAGUACAAAACGAUUAAUUUUCAUAAGUAUACUUGUAUUAUUAUUAUUUAUUAAUCAAGCCUGCUUCUUUACAAAGCUCGCUAUG